Messenger RNA from Leptomonas pyrrhocoris, 590 nucleotides. RefSeq lists its product as hypothetical. The transcript has a single exon. The record is from RefSeq and is a predicted model, not a curated record. Bases 306 to 590 code for a protein of 94 amino acids. NCBI's taxonomy places the organism in Eukaryota, Euglenozoa, Kinetoplastea, Trypanosomatida, Trypanosomatidae.
AGAAUGUGCAAAUACCCUUCGUCGCCGUUCGCUGCAGCUUUCUUUAACUGCAUGCCGUGUUGGCGAUGGAUGACGUGUAGCGAUGGUGCGCAGGAUUUGAUGUUUUUGUGCUAGGUGCAGCGCUCGGCGAAUCUUUCCAAUUUUGAAACCUCAUCUACGUUCCUCUUUCUCCUGCUUAUUUUUUUUUCAUUUAUAAGUACUCACUGAAGCACGGAAUCUUCCCCAAAGGAAACAACAAUCAGCCCGCAAAUACAUCCCAUUUUACGGUGGAUCGUACCCUCUUCUUCUCCCCCCUUUCAUUUACAAUGACGCACUCUCUCCUUCACUUUGUGCGAAGGCUCCGCACUUUCAGCGUGACGGCUAGCUGCCGCAGCCACCCCUUUGUGUGGUACGGCGGCGUAUAUGCCGUGUUUAUUAGCUGGGCGAACUACGCGCAGUACAAGCGCCUCGCUCCCAUGUUCCCCAAUUACGAGCGCUACCUGAAAGAGGAAGGCGGGCGAAUGCUGGAUGCAAAGCGGCAGGAGCUGGCGGAGGUGGGCCGCUAUAACAGCAUGGUUGGCAGCAUGCGGCGCGAUAUUGCCGGGAAGUGA